Molecule: messenger RNA, 2208 nt
Organism: Thamnophis elegans (Western terrestrial garter snake)
Lineage: Eukaryota; Metazoa; Chordata; Lepidosauria; Squamata; Natricidae
Gene: MAB21L4
Product: mab-21 like 4
Exons: 5
Coding region: 83-1405 (440 amino acids)
Source: RefSeq, a predicted model, not a curated record
CAAUGUUUUUGUCUGCUUCCAGAGCUACCUUGGGCAACAAGAGGAUUUACAGGAGGAAUUUCAUCUCUGCCAAUCUUCCAUCAUGGCAGACAAGGUUCCUAACUGGCACAGCUAUCUUCAGGUGAUUCAGUCCCGUGAAUAUCAGAGAGUGCAGCAUUUUCAAAAGGCAGAAAACAUUUUGCUUAUUGUACUGGAAAGAGUCAAGACAAUGGAUCCUAGAAUUAUAGUCGAUUAUUCAAGAAACUUGGAAGCCUUGGAAUUUUCCCUCUCCGCCGCAGAAGAUGAAGUUACCAUGGAGGUUCCCUUAUGUGUCAAUGCUGAGGUUCUCCUGCUGCAACCAUGUACAGAUGAACAAAGUAAUUCUGAGAAUGUUACUCAUAGGAAUUGCCAGAUGCCGAGGCCAUGCUAUUUAGGGGUACCCAAGCAAGAAACCAAUCUGGAAAAUUGGACCAAACAAGAUGUGUUCAGUGCUGUGGAUGAUGCCGAUUCCAGGGGACAUAUUGUGCCAGGCAAAGUUCUUCAUCUCCUGAAAGAACUGAUAGUUGCUGCCAUUGUUCACUGCAAGCACCAGAACCUUAUUAAGCCAGGUGAACUUAGUGCUGAGAGGUUAAAUGAGGAUGGGAUGCAGCUGCCUUUGUUGGUGUCCAGUGACUGGAAAACGAUCUGCUUCAACAUUAUCCCAGUAAUGAGGAGAAAGCAGGAUGCUCCGAACAACUGGCAAGAAAGAGGUUUCCCAAAAGGCAGUCUGAGCAAAGUCAGUCAAGAAGCUGUUUUCAUUCCUGCCAGUUACCAUCACUGGAGGUACUCCACCAAUCGUCCCAUCUUGAAACUUCUUCAAAUUGUAAGCACCCUAAAGGGAUAUCGCCUGGACAGUCUCUGCCUUCUUGACCAAAUCAACCAUGAGUAUUGGAGAGAGAAAGGAGAGGAAAAGGGGCUCACAUUUCAACACUUGAAGAUGAUAUUGCUGUGGGCUACUCAUUUUUUCCCUUCCUCUGAAGAUUGGCUGAGUCUGGAAGGAUCAGUAUAUCGUCUGCUGGUGAUCUUACUCUGCUGCUUGGUGACCAAAGAUCUUCCCCAUUUUUUAUACCCAGAGCAAAAUCUGUUCAAGAAUGAUAGUCUCUACCUAACUGCCUUGUAUCCCAAAGUGGAAAGCUUUGCCAUAAGUCCUAAAUAUUUCCUAAAGUUUCAUUUUGCCCAAAGAGAAGGCAAGGAAUACCAUCAGAAGGAUAAUGGUCUCAAAGCUUUACUUCAUCUCCCAGCUGAAAACAGAGACUACUGGGAUACUGCCUUUUUUGAUAUGCUUCUUAGCAAGUUUCAGGUGAACCAAGUUAAAGACCCACAACGGAUCUCUGCUAUGUCAAGCAUCUUGUCAAAGAUUAAGAAAAUGGUCCAAAAUGAGAGUUGAAAAUUCUUGUGCCUGGAUGAAUUUUUGAACAUGCUUUAUAUUUAGCUUAUUUCUUGUGAUCAAGCUUCAAUUCUGAUUUUUGGGGUUUCUUGCUCAAGAAAAUAAAGCACAUAUAGCAUGACAUUCUUCAGUAUAUAAAUGUAGCACUUGUUGAAUUCAAUUUCAUUACUAAGAAUGAUGGUCCAAUUUGUAACUACUGUUUUUUUAUAAAGUAAGUAAAAUAUAUGGUGAUUCUCUGUCCAUAUACUGUCUUCCAAAAGUUGCUACCAAAUAGUAAUUGUGAAUGUGACAGCAAUAAUAAUUAUAUACAUGCAGAAUAAUCCUAUUAAUCGAAUUACUGUAAUGUAAAAUUAAUAUUUUUGUCUAGAGCUCUCACAGUCUUCAUUCUGUUCCUCAUUCACCAUGACAGAUAUAUUCCUUGAUAGUAUGCUACUAUAUUAGAAGAAAAUAUUAAGAUAUUCUGAGUCUCUUUAGGAAAUUCCAAAGUUCAGAAUGAAUACAGGAAAUGUUUUUUUAAAAAGGAUGUGAAGUAUUUUGUAUAACUUUUUCAGAAGCUCAGGAUUUAUUGGACAUCACGGUAUGUUAUUAUUGCAGAUUUCUAAAGGCUGAAAACCUGAUGAAAAACAUAGUAUAAGAAACUCUGGUCAUCCAUUGCUUUAGUAGGAAUUUCAGCAGUUCUUUGCUCACUUGCCCCCCUUACUGAUAAUGAUUGGUAGUACAUCUAUGAAUUAAAAACUGCACAAUAUCUAAGGGGUUGCCACAAAAAAGGAGUCAACCUAUUCCCCCAAAGCACCUGAAGGCAG